Cinara cedri is the source of this 389-nucleotide messenger RNA. NCBI's taxonomy places the organism in Eukaryota, Metazoa, Arthropoda, Insecta, Hemiptera, Aphididae. The record is from the annotation of a GenBank genome assembly.
GUUUUACUUGGACUGGAAGCUUGUACGAGCCUAAUCCACAGUGCGUCGUUUGUUUUGAAAUAUUAUCAAACGAUUUUAUGAAACCAUCAUUUUUAAAACGCCAUUUAGAUAGUAAACAUAAAAAUGUAGUAAAUAAGGAGUUACAGUACUUUGAACGUCUUUUAGAAGAUCUUAAAAAUAGGAAAAACAAUAUAAAACAGUUUUCUGGUGCAGAACAAAAUGAAAAUGCACUAAAAGCUUCUUACAAAGUAAGUCAUUUGAUCGCAAAGUCUGGCGAAAACUUAAUCCUACAAGCCGCAGUAGAAAUUGUUUCUUGCAUGUUUGGAGAAAAAGAAGCAAAAAUAAUUAAAACAAUUCCAUUAUCAAAUGAUACAGUUUCAUUGAUUUAA